AUGGAAUUAGUCGAUAUUCUCAAUGCUGAGGACGAUUCUUCAUCGGUUGAGUUGCUACAGGAGGAUAGUGAUUCCACAAUUUCUGUUGACACUGAAAAUCACUAUAAAGAUCCGUUCUUCAUGGAUGUUCAGGGUAGUAACCGGACGCCGACUUCCGCUGCCUCUUCUCACAAGCUCAGUGCGGCUACGCAGUCGUCGUCAACGUCGUCUGCUGCAGAUGUCUGGCGGGAAUCGUACCGAUCACCAAGGAGCACUUGCUCAGCUGACAGUGAAUACUCGUCUCAGCUUCCCUUUUUUAUGGGGGCCUAUAGUUCGAGAAGCGUAGCAAGCAGUUUCCUCAGAGAUGUUGAUCGAAUGCGAAUUGCUGAAGAAUCCAGUUCUCGAGCUAAAACUCCACAACCUAUCUCACUUGACGAAGUUUCAUCCUCUUCGGAUCUCAUUGGAAAACAGGUAUCUGGCGUGGAAGAUGAAUUGGCUAUGGCAGCUAGAUGGGCCGAGGAUCACGAUCUAAGGAUUUACGAUGGUGAUGAGUUCCUGGAGUGUAGUGCGCAACCCGAAUCUAGUGAAAAGAGGAGAUCAGAAGAUACAGCCAAAAGAAAGAGGGAGAGCCGACCAAAUAUCGCGUCGCGAACACAAACAGGCAUAAAUUCUGUUGGACCAGAAACAUCCGAUCGGGACAAGGUUGGAAGUACUUCAAAGCAUAAGGUCGACUCUACAAGGACAUCAAUAGAAAAUGCUCGGAAGAGGAAUAGCUCACCAAUUCAACGCAACCGUUCGUUGUCCCGUUCACGAGGCCAAGAGCGAAAACGUUUUGCAUCUGAUAGGAGUAGUGAGAAAAGAAGAGAGGGGAGGCAAUCGCGUUGCCGCGAAUCGUCGCCUCGCUCUAGCCAUACAAGAACCUCUACCACCAGUUCGAGACUUUCUGCCAGUUCCGCCGAGAAAGCUCACAAUCUUCCUCGCUAUUUGCCCGUCGAACGGCGAUACGACUUUACUCGAUGGCUUGACUCGGAUGGAGAACUCGUUCUCCACAAAGUGAAAGACGUCGCUACCGGACUGGUGUCAGCCCCACUGGGCUGCACGUAUGACUCGGCAUUGGAUACGUUUGUGUUCACUCGUCAUGACAGUAUACUGUUUUCAACCAGCGAUGGUCGGCUCCUAGACAAUCUUACUCUGAAAGGAUUCGAUCAACCUUGCGCUAUUUGCGUCCUUCGGCCGGGUGAUUAUUGGAAGUUAUGUUUUUCCCAUGUCCGAAGGCAUGCGCCAACUCGAACGCUCAGCCAUGAGCUUUUGCGGAUAGUACUGGAAGUCAGAUUUUCUUCACGGAUCUUCGGACUAAUACCCUCACGUGCAUGGAAAUGGUUGGAAAUCGGCUUGAAAAAGUAUACAGUCGGUGUAUGCAACAGUUACCUGCACAUCGUGGAGAAGAAGCUCUGA
Molecule: messenger RNA, 1434 nt
Organism: Cooperia oncophora
Lineage: Eukaryota; Metazoa; Nematoda; Chromadorea; Rhabditida; Trichostrongylidae
Source: the annotation of a GenBank genome assembly